AUGGCAACUUUUGCCUUUUCAAACUGUAGGAGAUCAGGGACAGCAGCACGACCUGCGCGGGCCGCCACGCAGCUCGUGCCAAGGACGGGGGCUCUAAAGCGCCAGAACCAGCGCCGUCUGGAUGUCACAGCGGGGUCCUUCGUUUUCGUCAUCGCUACCGGGCCCGUUCACGAGGCGCAGCGGGGAGACCUGCUGCCUCCUCCGCCGCUGCCGCCGGACAUCCGUGUGUCUGAGGGCAUCCAGACUUCUCCCCUCAGUUACGUUUCUGAAAGAUUCACAACCUCUUCGCAAUCUUUCAUCGCAAGUCAAGCCCUCUGGCCGCGCUUUCUGCUCUCCCCACUGGCUUUCCAGUUUCAGAAAGAGACAAACAACAAAAUGAACAAUCCAGCUAUUAAGAGAAUAACAAAUGAAAUAAUCAAAUCACCUGAGGAUAAACGAGAAUAUCGUGGACUAGAAUUGGCAAAUGGCAUUAAAGCUCUUCUCAUUAGUGACCCCACCACCGAUAAGUCUUCAGCAGCACUUGAUGUGCACAUAGGUUCCUUGUCUGACCCUCCCAACAUUGCUGGGCUUAGUCAUUUUUGUGAACAUAUGCUGUUCCUGGGAACCAAGAAAUAUCCAAAAGAGAAUGAGUAUAGCCAGUUUCUUAGUGAGCAUGCCGGGAGUUCUAAUGCUUUCACAAGUGGAGAACAUACCAACUAUUACUUUGAUGUGUCACAUGAACAUCUAGAAGGUGCACUAGACAGAUUUGCCCAGUUUUUCUUGUGCCCUUUGUUUGAUGAAAGCUGCAAAGACAGGGAAGUGAAUGCUGUUGAUUCUGAGCAUGAGAAGAAUCUGAUGAAUGAUGCUUGGAGGUUGUUUCAAUUGGAAAAAGCUACAGGAAACCCUAAUCAUCCCUUCAGUAAAUUUGGAACAGGGAACAAACUCACUUUGGAAACUAGACCAACCAAAGAAGGAAUAGAUGUACGACAAGAGCUAUUGAAGUUUCAUUCUACGUAUUAUUCAUCAAAUUUAAUGGCUAUUUGUGUCCUAGGAAGAGAAUCCUUGGAUGAGCUGACUUGCUUAAUUGUAAAGUUGUUUUCAGAAGUAGAGAAUAAAAAUGUCCCUAUACCAGAGUUUCCUGAACAUCCUUUCCAAGAAGAACAUCUCAGGCAACUUUACAAAGUGGUACCUAUUAAGGACAUUAGAAAUCUUUAUGUCACAUUUCCUAUACCAGACCUUCAAAAGUACUAUAAAUCAAACCCUGGCCAUUACCUUGGUCAUCUGAUUGGGCACGAGGGCCCAGGGAGUCUUUUAUCAGAGCUUAAAGCCAAAGGUUGGGUAAAUACUCUUGUGGGAGGACAGAAGGAAGGUGCCAGAGGUUUCAUGUUUUUCAUCAUCAAUGUGGACUUGACAGAGGAAGGACUUUUGCAUGUUGAAGAUAUUAUUUUGCACAUGUUUCAGUAUAUUCAAAAACUACGUACAGAAGGACCUCAAGAAUGGGUUUUCCAAGAGUGCAAGGAUCUAAAUGCUGUGGCAUUCAGAUUUAAAGAUAAAGAACGACCACGAGGUUACACAUCAAAGCUUGGAGGAAUGUUGCAUUAUUAUCCUAUAGAAGAAGUAUUGGCUGCUGAGUAUUUACUUGAAGAGUUCAGGCCUGAUUUAAUAGAGAUGGUACUGGAUAAAUUGAGACCAGAAAAUGUUCGAGUUGCAAUAGUUUCCAAGUCUUUUGAAGGAAAAACUGAUCGAACAGAAGACUGGUAUGGAACACAAUACAAGCAAGAAGCAAUUUCUGAUGAAGUCAUUAAGAAAUGGCAAAAUGCUGACCUCAAUGGGAAAUUCAAGCUUCCAAUGAAGAAUGAGUUCAUUCCCACUAACUUUGAGAUUUUGCCAUUGGAAAAAGAUGCAACACAGUAUCCUGCCCUUGUUAAGGAUACUGCUAUGAGCAAACUGUGGUUCAAGCAAGAUGACAAAUUUUUUUUGCCAAAAGCUUGUCUCAACUUUGAGUUUUUCAGUCGCUACAUUUAUGCUGAUCCUCUCCAUUGCAACAUGACAUACCUGUUUAUCAGGUUAUUGAAGGAUGAUUUAAAAGAGUAUACAUAUGCAGCACGCCUCUCAGGUUUGGUCUAUGGCAUUGCAUCAGGAAUGAAUGCAAUACUUCUUUCUGUAAAAGGUUAUAAUGACAAGCAACAUAUCUUGCUUAAGAAGAUAAUUGAGAAAAUGGCCACUUUUGAGAUUGAUGAAAAAAGAUUUGAAAUUAUCAAGGAAGCGUACAUGAGAUCACUUAACAACUUCAGAGCUGAACAGCCUCACCAGCAUGCAAUGUAUUAUCUCCGACUCCUGAUGACAGAAGUUGCUUGGACCAAAGAUGAAUUAAAAGAAGCUCUAGAUGACGUCACUCUUCCCCGCCUCAAGGCCUUUAUAGCUCAACUGUUGUCGCGGUUACAUAUUGAAGCUCUUCUCCAUGGCAAUAUAACAAAACAGGCUGCAUUAGGAAUUAUGCAGAUGGUUGAGGAUACUCUCAUUGAGCAUGCUCAUACUAAGCCACUCCUUCCCAGUCAGCUAGUGAGAUACAGAGAAGUGCAACUUCCUGACAGAGGGUGGUUUGUGUAUCAACAGAGAAAUGAAGUCCAUAACAAUUGUGGCAUUGAAAUAUAUUACCAGACAGACAUGCAGAGCACUUCUGAGAAUAUGUUUUUGGAGCUCUUCUGUCAAAUUAUCUCAGAACCCUGCUUCAACACAUUGCGUACCAAGGAACAAUUAGGUUACAUUGUGUUCAGUGGUCCUCGUCGGGCAAAUGGCAUACAAGGACUGCGAUUUAUUAUCCAAUCUGAAAAGCCACCACACUAUUUAGAAAGCAGAGUUGAAGCAUUCUUAAAAACUAUGGAGAAAUGCAUAGAAGACAUGACAGAAGAGGCCUUCCAAAAACACAUUCAAGCUUUAGCAAUUCGUCGUCUAGACAAACCAAAGAAGCUGUCUGCAGAAUGUGCUAAAUACUGGGGAGAAAUAAUUUCCCAGCAGUAUAAUUUUGACAGAGAUAACAUCGAAGUGGCUUAUCUAAAGACCCUGACCAAGGAAGAUAUUAUACAGUUCUACAAGGUGCUGUUGGCAAUAGAUGCUCCCAGGAGACACAAGGUAUCAGUACAUGUGCUUGCAAGGGAAAUGGAUUCCUGCCCUGUUGUUGGAGAAUUUCCAUGCCAAAAUGAUGUGAACCUGGCACCAGCACCACCACUACCACAGCCAAGUGUGAUUGAAAAUAUGACAGAAUUCAAGCGCAGUCUGCCACUCUUUCCGCUGGUGAAACCACAUAUCAAUUUCAUGGCUGCAAAACUGUGAAGAGCCCCAGUGGAUGAAGAAAUGCAAAUCAUCAGUACUGACAUGGUUUCAGGAGAACUUAAUAAUGAACAAAAUUAUUAAAGAUCAUUAGGAUAAAUGGUUCUGUCCGUGAUGCAAGUCCUGAAUUCCUUCUUGAUUCAUUUGACAUUAGCUGUGUGUUAGGGAUAGAGAG
Molecule: messenger RNA, 3484 nt
Organism: Chaetura pelagica (chimney swift)
Lineage: Eukaryota; Metazoa; Chordata; Aves; Apodiformes; Apodidae
Gene: IDE
Product: insulin-degrading enzyme
Exons: 26
Coding region: 1-3312 (1103 amino acids)
Biological process (GO): peptide catabolic process
Cellular component (GO): peroxisomal matrix; cytosol; mitochondrion
Molecular function (GO): metal ion binding; metalloendopeptidase activity
Source: RefSeq, a predicted model, not a curated record